AUCUACACUACACAAACACCAUAGCAACCAAAGUGCCGCCAUUGGUAAUUACGAUGAAGUAAAAGCAUUUGUGGUCAGUUCCGAGCAUUUAGUUGGUGACUGUACCAGGGGAACAGAAACUGGAACAAGAGUUAAAGAGUGUGCUGCAGAACACCAACAGCUCAGCUGUCCACAAACACAGUCUGAAAAUCCCUCUCAAACCUGUGCAGGGAAUAUGAAUUAUAGCAACAAAAGCCACACUGAAAAACCUGUGGAUGCUCAGUACAAGGUUGACAACUUAACCCAGGACACUACCAAAAGUGGUAAUUUGGGCAAAAAUGAUGAAACAAUGACCCCCAAAUCACUGGCAGGGUUUCCAGGGAUCUUUAUCGGAUCCCCAAAUGAAACAAAUACUGCUUCUUCUAUCAGGGCCAAAAUAACACAGGGAAAUAGUACCUCCGAUGUAGGUGCUGGGUAUAGAGAUACCAUGUCUACAGAGGGAGACAUUAAGGCAUCAUCUGAUGGGGAACAAGGCAAUGCUGCUGUUAAACCAAAAAAAGGGAAAUCUAAGAGGUUUAGGAAGUCCAAGAACCAAGAUCAUCUUAAUUACUCUUUUGACUCCACACUGGAGUCUUCAUCAGAUGAAGGAGACAAAAUUAUCUCCAGGGUGCAUCGCAGUAAACAUUCAGCAACACGAAUAAAGCCUGGAACUCGCAUGAAAAAACAAGAAUUCACUCAGCUUAGAAGCAGCGAUGGAGCUGUUUCUGCACUGAAGUUGAAAAGCAAAUCUGCUGUGGAAAUUUGCUCUUCUGGAGCCCCAACUGAAAAUAAGGUUCAAGCUGGAGUUGGUGAAAAGAGUAGCCCCACACGACAACUGUUAUCCCCUCAGGCAACACAGAGAAUAACAAAUGUAAAAAAAAGUAUUACCUGUCAUAAAGAAAGUGAAGCACAACAAACAGAAAAGCUCCAGGAUUCCCUGAUGCAUUUUGCCUCAAGUGACAUUAACCCCUUUUUUCACCAGUGGCAAGAUGACGAAGCAAGUCAGAGAUGCUAUAAGAACCAGGUGUUUGGAAGUGCUGCUGACCUAUCUUCCAAAUCUCCACUUUUAAACUGUUGUGAAAAGUGCAUGACGAGAUGCUGCAGCGUUGACAACGGUUUGAAUGGGCAGAACUCUCCUUUCAACUCCCAUCUCAGUGCCUACGCCAACAACCAAGCACUCUCCAGUACUCUUAGCAGUAAUGAGGAUUAUAAAGAACAAGUUACUGCCACAUCUCAGCUAACACCUUGUCAUCGGUCUUCCUGUGUUGAUCACCACAUCGCCAACCUGACAAUCAACUGCGACGACUCAAAAACUGGUGUUCCCAGAGGUGUUGGCAGCAGCUCUGGUCAAGUGGAUGAGAUCAUGUUGGUUUACUCUUCGGAGCUGGAGUCUCAGGCGAACAGAUCCCAGACCCAAAGCGGAGGAAUGUGUGACCAUGGCACUCAGACUAAAUGUGGCCUACAGACAACUCUAAGCAAUAAUGUUAAGUGUACCAACGAACCAAAGAGGAGGGAGUGCCACAAAAGGAGCAGCACGCAGGUACAUGUGACAAAACAUACCACAGAAGACAUCAAACAAACCACCACAUGGGCCAGUUUGGAGAACAUGUCUGCUUACCUUUCCCAGCUCAUUCAUAGCACCUCCGAUCUGCUGGGUGAUGUCCAGGGAAUGAGAUCAGGGGAGAUACGCAAAUCUAGCCUGAGGAAAAAUGUUAGCGUCUCAAAUGUCAGCGACUCCCAUGGUUACUUUAAAGAUUUGAUCAAGAGAGAUGGCUCAACCCAAACAGUGGUGGAUAUUGGGAUGCAGAAAGAACAACCCUCAACAGGUGGUGAGAAAGACACCUCUGUCCAUCACACACCAUCCAUAGAAAGGUGCAAGUCCCAUGAAAUUAAUGUGAUAGUCAAAGUAAUUGGUUCUGAGGUUCUUGGCGCAUCCCAAGAGCAGGAUUCAAUCAGUAUAGUCAGAGCUAAAGGGAACACAGAUGAGAGAAUACAGAGCGUGCCUGAUCUGAUGUCAGCCGCUUCCUUUGGAGUGCAAAAAGCUGUCUUGCAAUCAGAGAAUGCCCCUCAAAAAAUACCAUUUGUGGAGAAAAGCAUUGAAUAUGAGAAACGAUUAAGAUCUGCUUUUUCUAGAAACUCAAAGCAAAGCGUGCCUGAGGCAGUGCCCCUCAAAAAUGGUGGCAUAUCUGAAACCACCUGCAGACUGUCAAAAAGUGCUUGCCAAGAGAAUUGCAAGCCCUCUGUGAGAAGCAGCCUGUCUUCUGGCUCCAGGAAUCAAGCUAGAUACACAGACCGCGCCUCAUCCCCGAUUCUCACUGUAGAAGCAAGGGUAAAUACAAAGCAGAUCGGAAAACAGUCGACACUCUGUCCUGUUCAAGAUGGAAAACGAGACAUUUCACACAUUAAAGAGUGCCUUUCUUUACCUUACCUCGACAUCAGCAAACAAUCACCAAGCACUUCACUUAGAGACAAAGUCCAAAUUUCCAGACAGCACUGUAGUGAAAUUAAAUCAGUCGAAACCAUAUCUCUUGACAAUGUAAGUGAAAUGAGUUGCACAAGUCCUAAGGGAUCUGACAGAUGCUCCACAAGCUUUAGCUUAUCACUAGAUAGAUCAAUGGACAAUGACAGAAGACAUGCCAGUUUCGAAGAGAAGGAUAACCAGCCUCCCAAUGACAAAUGGCUGAUGACAUCCCUGCCUGUUUCUCAGUUAAGGAGUCGUUCUUGUAAUGGCGUAUCUAUGCUGAACCACAACGCUUCUACUUUCAGACUGGCUGAUGGGUGCAAACAGAAAGAGAAACCCAAACAUGAUAAUACUCCAAGUAUCCGAACACAAGCUAUGGGAUAUCACUUACGACCAAGUGAUUCUGGAGGUAAUGAUGUUUGCAUCCCCACGCUAAUCAGUGAGAGGGAAGUCCAUCUUCAGGAGGACGACACGGUGUCACUGGCUCCCAGUGAGUGUAAUACAGAUAUCCUCCUGAACAUAAAACCCAUUGCUGAUCCACUCCAACAUCCAGACCCUCAGAGGGUCCCAGAUGACCUACCCAUGCACAACAAGUUCACUAACUGGUCAGGCAUCGAUCAGCUGCUGCCAAACCAAUGCUCUAAGGGAUCUCACAAACCAGCAAAUAAUCUAACUAACACCCGUGGUGAGUGGGAUGAGUCAGAAAGCUAUGGUUCGAAUGUGGAGCCGGUGCUGCAGAGGGAGAGGAGGGCAAGGGAGAUAGAAAGGCUGCAACAGGAGAGGGAGCAGGUGAUGGCUACAGUCAAUCUCAGCAUGAACGCUCCCCAGCUCUCUGUGGAGCUGACUGAGGCCAAGCUCCAUUACGGCCUGGGAGAGACGGACACACUGCUGAAGAUGCUCUCCUCCAGGUCCAGAGAGAAAGCACAGCCACUGCCCUCCAUCGCUACCAAACAGCAGCUUUAUGAUAGACACAGGACGAGUAUUGAGGGUCUGCGGCAGGAGAGAGAGGCACGUCUCCAGACCGUUCGCAGGGCUCGUAGUCUGAGUCCCGGUAAACAUCCUCGUUCCCCUCUCAAGGACGCCGGAUCCUUCUCAGGAGUCUCUGCCACACCCAGCUGUCGUAAGGAGUACCUGCAACAGCUCCGCCGAGAGGUGAUGGAGAGCACCAGAAUACCAGACCCGGCUACAGGAGAGGGCCACUACCCAUCUGAGAUUGACCAUCUCCUGCGUGACUAUGGUCGUGCACGGGAGGAGGCCAGGACGGAGAUAGCGAGGGUGCGGGAAAGACUGAGAGAAAGGACGGAGCAGGAGAAGAGAAGGCUUCAACAGCAGGCCCUGUCGCAGGUGAUCAAGGACGACCUAAGGUAUCGGACAAGGAUCAGCAACAGCACUUUGUGCACUGGCUCCAGCCUGAGCAUUUCCUCCGGACCGACCUCAGGCUACAACAGUGGCAACACAGCCCAGCUCAGAGAUGGCAACAGACCAGCACUUCACAACGGACAGGCUACAGUUUUUCAUGAUGAAGGGCUGAAGGUCAGGACGCGUCCCCCUAUAUGUGGCCCUCUGACUGUGAAGACCCAGAGAGCCUGGCUGUCUGCCCAGGAUGUCCGCAUGGAACCCCCUGUCACAGGGUUUGAACCCCUGAUGACCUCAUCACCGUCACCCGCUGCCUCUACACGCCAACGCGCCGCCUCUUUCGGUUCCUCCUCCUCUGUAUCCACGGCCUAUCAGGACAUUGCAUCCGCUCUCCUGGGUCGAGCCUUGGCAGAGGUACAACUGGCUUGUGCUGGGGACAUGGCCAACCUGAUCACGGGCAAGGCAGCUGCAGGCUGGAGGCACCAGGGCACAGACAGGGGCUUCCAAGCCUACUACAAGUUGUCCUCCAGCCCUUCUGUCUAUGGUUUUCUGGGGGCUGGUGAGCUGGACAGGCCCCUGGCUCGUGUCUGGAGUCUGGUCCGACAGCCCGGGAAGAGCCACCUGUACAACCCGUCAGUCCGCUCUGCCUGGACGCGACCACUAGAUGACAGCACUCAGCUGGUCUACCUGCUAACAGAUCCGUCCACCUGCCACCUCAGCCAGCCAAGGGACUUCUGUUGCAUCAGCACCGAGUCCAAACAGGUUGACCUCUAUGUACUGGCCAUGCAGUCUGUCUUUGAGGAAUCUCUUCCCCGUCCCAGCAUGGAUGCUGUGCGGGGGGAAUUGAUGCCUAGUGCUUGGAUCCUUCAGCCCAUCAGGCGCAAUGGACAAGAAGUCGUCCGGGUCAUCUACCUGCUGCAGGUGGACUUAAGGACUCCAUCUUUUCCCCACAGACUGUUGAACACUGUAGCUAAAAGACAGACAGCGGUCAUCGCUGAGCUCGAUGCCCUCCUUGCCCUGUGAAACCACAGCACACGUAGAAGACUUGUAGAAGACAACAAGUACUUAGACUGAACUGUCCCGAGCCCGGGUUUAGUCUAUCUUCCAAUUUUGCACCCAAACUUUAUUUACUUGACUUGUUCAUUUUUCUAAGAGCACUGAUGUUAUAUUGAUAUCCAGAUACCAAGUAUCAUGCAGCUUUUUUUUGUACAAGCAUUUAUUCCUGAAACAAUCUUAUUUGUGUGUUUGUGUAGCAAUGUAUUUGAAUGCUUGACCAUUGCAAUCCUAUUUUACCAAAGAUUUUGAAGUGUUGACCCAUGGAAAAGCAGCAGGAAUGACUUCAGGAGAAUGACCCGCUCAUUGUAUGCUAGUGACACGUCACAUUUUCAACUAGUUUAAAAUUGCCUUUCCCAGCCCGUGAAGCUAUCCGGUCCCCCGUCCAGGUCAGGCUGAUGAGUUGUAGAUUUUCUUCUUAAAUUCAAAGGCACAGGUUUUAUUACAACAGGUGAUGCAAGUAUUCUUUGAGGUAAAACUGGCUUGCCAUCGAUGAUGCUACCGAUUCCUUUUACUGACUGUUGCCAUCAGUCAGCAAUUACAGCUUACUAACAGUGGGCAAAUAUGUAAAAGUCACCUUAGCCAACAUUACAACAACAACAACAAAAAUUAGGUGAAUUUUUGUAUCAAUCAACAAAGUAUUUGAAUUACCGUUGUUUGGAUGGCUCGAGUAUGUGUACUCCAAAAGCAUAUAUUUUUAUUUUUGUGUGUUUGUGUGUCUCAGUAAUCCCAGAAAUAUUCACAUCUGCAUUUUCUGGAGCCUGCCAACGCACCUGAGGUUAGAACCACAGAGGCAGUGGUACUUUCUGCCAUAUCUGUGUCAAACAGUAUUUACAAAUACUUUCAUGAUUUGCUUUGACCUGCUUAAAAUACUGAAUUGGUGGGAUUUAACACACUGAACAAUACAAUGACUGACGCUCACCGGGAAGUUUCUUUGAAAGCCGGCUGAGUAAAUUAAUCACUUACCUGACGGUGUCAGAAAUGUUGGAAUACGAAACACUCCAUCCUUCUGGCAUUCUUGAGAAGGUUAAAACAAAUACUUGGAAUUAUUUUCAAUUACUAUUUGGCUCCGGUGUGUUGUUUACCUGUGUUUGUGUCUGUAGGUGCGGCAUAUUUUAUACCACUCAAACUGCAGAGUUUUUUAAGCAAUUCUGUAGUAGAACAGGGAAGGUUUUAUGUAUGUAUGUAUGUAUGUAUGUAUGUAUGUAUGUAUGUAUGUAUGUAUGUAUGUAUGUAUGUAUGUAUGUAUGUAUGUAUGUAUGUGUAUUGUGUGUAUUGUAUGAAAGCUACAAAACCACAUAUAUAACAGCAGCCUUAUAUGGUGCCCUCCAAAUCUGUGUAAGCUAACUUACAAGGGCUUUUGUCUAAUUCUGAAGUCUGUAGUAUUUAUUAUUUUCAUUGUUCAAAAGAUUGUUGAUGGUUGUUUUAUUUUUCAGAGCAAUGCACCGUGCUCGCAAAUAGUGCUUUGCUAUUCAUAUUUGUCGCUUGCAGCAGUGGCGAAGGUUCAUGUUGAAGUCCCUCUUUAUUCUCCAGUUGUUUGUACGGUGCUGAAACUAUGCGGAGGACAAUCAAAGGCACGGCCAUGCUGGGCUGAGCGAGUCCAGAUGAAGAGCCAUGUAGUUUACAGGCGUUUAAGGUUCGGGACAUUUUUGGCUGUAGUGUUCAGUGCCUUUACAGAAAAAAAAACAAAAAACAAAAGAAGAAGAAACAAAAAGAUGAAGGGAAGAUCCUCCUGGGACACGUGGCGAAAGAGCAGAAUGACAAUUUUGUACUGGUUUUUCUCUGUUUUUAUACACGUUUGUUUAUUUUGUAAAUGCUUCCUCUCACUGUGUAAACAAACAUUUGUUAUUUAUGUUUUGUUGUAUUCUGCUCAUGUUUUCUAAAUGUGUUUUAUUACAAAACUCAUUCUUUUGCUGAUAAGAUGCAAAUGUAGCCCAUGUGCCUUUGGUAUUUUUAUAAAU
This is a messenger RNA of Lampris incognitus (smalleye Pacific opah), 6849 nucleotides long. RefSeq names its product stAR-related lipid transfer protein 9-like. The coding region runs from base 215 to 4858 and encodes 1547 amino acids. NCBI's taxonomy places the organism in Eukaryota, Metazoa, Chordata, Actinopteri, Lampriformes, Lampridae. The transcript is spliced from 11 exons. The record is from RefSeq and is a predicted model, not a curated record. Gene Ontology annotation, molecular function: lipid binding.